AUGGAGAUAUCCAAUGUGAUGCUUCUUGUAGCGGUGGUGACAGCUUAUUGGCUAUAGUUCAAGAGGAUCUCACGCUGGUUAAAGGGUCCGCGUGUCUGGCCCCUACUCGGUAGUCUUCCUGGUCUGAUUGAGCAACGUGACAGAAUGCAUGAAUGGAUCACCGAGAACCUCCGUGCGUGCGGCGGCACUUAUCAGACCUGUAUCUUCGCAGUGCCUUUCUUGGCUAAGAAGCAAGGUCUGGUGACUGUCACGUGCGACCCUAAGAACCUCGAACACAUGCUCAAGACCCGGUUUGAUAACUACCCCAAAGGUCCUACAUGGCAAUCCGUCUUCCACGACCUUCUCGGUCAAGGUAUUUUCAACUCCGACGGUGACACCUGGCUCUUCCAACGCAAAACCGCCGCUCUCGAAUUCACUACAAGGCAAUUGAGGCAAGCCAUGGGUAGGUGGGUAAACCGAGGAAUUAAGCUCCGGUUCUGUCCAAUCCUUGAAACGGCUCAAGCCAAAUCAUAACCGGUUGAUCUCCAAGACUUAAUACUACGGCUCACCCUCCUAAUCUAUACGUUCGACAACAUUUGCGGACUGGCGUUCGGUAAGGACACCAGAACCUGCGCACCCGGACUUCCCGAGAACGGCUUUGCCUUGGCCUUCGACCGAGCCACCGAAGCCUCGCUCCAACGGUUUAUCAUACCGGAGUUUAUGUGGAAGCUGAAGAAAUGGCUAGGGCUCGGUUUAGAAGUCAGCUUGAGCCGAAGCUUAGAGGAAAUCGACGAAUAUCUAGCGGCUGUUAUAAAUACACGUAAGCAGGAACUGAUGAGUCAGCAAGAAAGUGGAACCCACCAGAGACACGACGACCUCCUCUCCCGUUUCAUGAUGAAGAAGACCGAAUCAUAAAGCGACACGUUUCUCCAACACUUGGCGCUUAACUUUAUCCUAGCUGGACGUGACACGUCAUCAGUUGCUCUGAGCUGGUUCUUCUGGCUAGUCACGACGCAUCCAGCGGUCGAGGAUAACAUAGUCCGCGAGAUCUGCUCCGUUCUGAUCGAGACACGUGGUACCGACGACGUCGCUUCGUGGACCGAGGAGCCUCUAGGAUUCGACGAGAACGACCGUUUGGUAUACCUAAAAGCGGCGAUCUCGGAGACGCUCAGACUCUACCCGUCGGUGCCUGAAGAUUCGAAGCAUGUCGAGAACGACGACGUCUUACCGGACGUGACUUUUGUUCCGGCGGGAUCAUCGGUGACGUAUUCGAUAUACGCGGCGGAGAGGAUGAAAUCGACUUGGGGAGAAGAUUGCCUCGAGUUUAAGCCGGAGAGAUGGAUCUCUUCGAUGGACGACAAAUUUAUCAGUCACGAUCAAUACAGGUUCGUGGCGUUCAACGCUGGACCAAGAAUAUGCUUGGGAAAAGAUCUGGCGUAUCUCCAGAUGAAAACAAUAGCGGCGGCGGUGCUUCUCCGUCACCGGCUUACGGUGGUUCCGGGACAUAAAGUGGAGCAGAAGAUGUCGUUGACGCUUUUUAUGAAGAACGGGCUUCUGGUGAAUCUGCAUAAGAGACAUCUCCAAGGGAUCAUCAAGAGUCUCUUGAUGGUGAAGAAGAGCAACGGUGUUUCUAACGGUAAAUGUAACGGCGUUAUUGGUGAGAGCGUCGCCGUUUACUUAAACACGGGAGUUGCGAUGGUUUAA
Messenger RNA from Capsella rubella, 1683 nucleotides. RefSeq names its product cytochrome P450 86A4. Lineage: Eukaryota; Viridiplantae; Streptophyta; Magnoliopsida; Brassicales; Brassicaceae. The record is from RefSeq and is a predicted model, not a curated record. Gene Ontology annotation, molecular function: heme binding; monooxygenase activity; iron ion binding.